Carya illinoinensis is the source of this 1329-nucleotide messenger RNA. Its product is annotated as LRR receptor-like serine/threonine-protein kinase ER2. Gene Ontology annotation, molecular function: protein binding. Lineage: Eukaryota; Viridiplantae; Streptophyta; Magnoliopsida; Fagales; Juglandaceae. Bases 1 to 1329 code for a protein of 442 amino acids. The transcript has a single exon. The record is from RefSeq and is a predicted model, not a curated record.
AUGGGGCAAUCUUGCCCUAAUCUUGAAGAAAUUUUACUUGGUAGCAACAAACUUAGUGGUCAAAUCUCAUCCGAUCUAUCAAAUUGUUCCAAGCUCAUCACAUUAGACUUUACUCUAAAUUUAUUCUCCGGAACAAUUCCCAAAAGCCUUGGAAACUUGAAGCACCUCCAACGACUUUUUUUGAGUGGAAAUCAAUUAAUAGGCGGGGAGGCUAAAGAUCAUAAAGAGCUCAAUUUCAUUUCGUCUUUAUCCAAUUGUAGAGUUUUGAGAUCUUUAGAUGUAAACAACAAUCCAUUAGAUAUAACAAUUCCAGAUUCAAUUCAAAACUUUUCGGCUUCCUUUCAAAUCUUCAUUGUGUCCAAUUGCCAAAUAAAGGGUCAUAUCCCUAUGGAAAUGGGUUCUUUGAAAGGCUUGAUCUGGCUUGAUUUGGGAGUGAACAAUCUGGCAGGUAGUAUCCCUUUCACAUUCAGAGGUUUAGAAACAUUACAAAGAUUGCAUCUUGAUAGUAACAAGCUUGAAGGCUUGAUUCUAGAAGAGAUAUGUGAAUUAAGGAAUCUAGGAGAGUUGCAUCUCUCAAACAAUAGAAUCGCUAGAUUCAUCCCAAAUUGCAUUUCAAACCUCAGUCUACUAGUAGAACUAUUAUUGGGUUUGAAUAGACUCGGAUCAUCAAUACCAUUAGAUAUAUGGAGCCUUAAAAAUCUAUUGUUCUUGGAUUUGUCAUUGAAUUCCCUUGGUGGACAUUUUUCUUCAAACAUGACAAAAUUGGUCACUCUCGAAUAUAUGGAUUUAUCAAGAAAUCAAAUUACUGGAGAAAUUCCAAGCAUCAUUGGAGCAUUUGAAAGCCUCAGGUAUCUUGACCUUUCAAACAACUCCCUUCAAGGAGGCAUUCCCCAAUCUUUUGGGAAUUUAAAAGGGUUGGAUGUCUUAAAUCUUUCUUACAAUAAGCUUUCUGGUGCAAUUCAUAAGUCCCUUGAGGCACUUCCAUUUCUCAAAUAUUUGAAUUUAUCUUUCAAUAUGCUAGUAGGAGGGAUUCCAUCAAGUGGUCCUUUUGUGAACUUCACGGCAAAAUCAUUUUUAAGAAAUAAAGCACUUUGUGGGAAUCCAAUUUUUGGAGUUCCACAUUGUCCAAUGAUUCCUACCUACCAACAAUCCAAGAUGAAAAAUAUUUUCCUCAAGCGUAUUCUUCCUGUGAUUGCAUCAAUUACAACCUUCAUGAUGUUGAUUUAUUUGCUAAGAAGUCUUCAAAAAAGUAACAUGCAGAUACCAAGUUCACCUAAUGUGUUGCCUGAAUUGGAACAGAGAAUGAUAUCAUAUCAAGAACUUUGCUGA